AUGUCUCUAGAUACUCAAACCAUCGCUUCCUACCCGUGGCAAGAAGCAGACCCUCGCUUUGCCCCAUUACCCGGAAGAAAUCGGCAAGGCAAAUCACACCAUGGUAGAAAUCACGAUUAUAAAAAGCGGAUACGAGAACGAAUUCAUUGUACACGAAGAGCUAGUCACACGGUACCAAGCCAAGCUAUUCAGCAAAAUAUUCGGGCCAGUUGA
Sclerotinia sclerotiorum 1980 UF-70 is the source of this 213-nucleotide messenger RNA. RefSeq lists its product with no specific name. The transcript has 2 exons. The record is from RefSeq and is a predicted model, not a curated record. Bases 1 to 213 code for a protein of 70 amino acids. Lineage: Eukaryota; Fungi; Ascomycota; Leotiomycetes; Helotiales; Sclerotiniaceae.